Diaporthe citri is the source of this 183-nucleotide messenger RNA. RefSeq lists its product as uncharacterized. The coding region runs from base 1 to 183 and encodes 60 amino acids. The transcript is spliced from 2 exons. The record is from RefSeq and is a predicted model, not a curated record. NCBI's taxonomy places the organism in Eukaryota, Fungi, Ascomycota, Sordariomycetes, Diaporthales, Diaporthaceae.
AUGGCCACCACCCAGCAGCAGCAAGCCAGGAUCAACACAGACACCUCCACCUUCGGCGGGGUCGACGCCGACCUCGCCGCCCGCCUGGCGGCCCCGGCCUCGCCCACCACAGAGCGCGCCGCCGAGGAGGCCCGCCGCCGCACCUCGGACUGGAAGCCCCCCCAGCUCCAGCGCAACGACUAG